Molecule: messenger RNA, 2198 nt
Organism: Umbelopsis ramanniana AG
Lineage: Eukaryota; Fungi; Mucoromycota; Umbelopsidomycetes; Umbelopsidales; Umbelopsidaceae
Exons: 9
Coding region: 169-2076 (635 amino acids)
Biological process (GO): regulation of DNA-templated transcription; peptidyl-arginine N-methylation
Cellular component (GO): cytosol; nucleus
Source: RefSeq, a predicted model, not a curated record
GAACUUAUCAAUGCAAUGUACAGCACAAACCCUUCACGAUAGUGGUGAAUCUCAGAACGUCGCUUGCCAGCUGUGACUUUGUGUGACUGACUUUUGACAUUAUCGACAAAAAAAUGUUCCUGAAGCUCUUCGUUUGAAGGUCAAAAGUUGAUCAUUGACGUCUUUAUAAUGAGUGAAGGCUUCUAUAACUGCUCAGUUGGCAUCACCGCUCCAACCCCUCUCGGCAAUUUGGAUGAUUUUGUCGAAGAUGCAACCCAAACUGGGCAUGACUUUGUCGUGGUCCCAAUCGCGGACGAUCACUACAAGCGAGUUUUGUUUGAAGAAGCUGACUCGAAAAAACAAUUGAACGAGUGGAGAGCCGGCUUACCUCUCACACCAAAAGACCUUGUGCUGAAGAAAGUUGAUUGGGCAGGUGUAUGUACCGGUAUAUUUUCAGACUGGAUCGAUCUUGAAUCCGAGGAUGACCUUAUUCGAAUCAAUUCUGAAAUUGCACUCAAGCAAGAAGCCACAUGGGCUGCUCACCUUGGUCUUCCCUCUGUGCUGUUACCAAUUCUUCCCUCAAACACCAUUUCAAAUUUUGCACGAGUCAUGUGUAGCUUAACCAACAUCUUGAGUUAUGCUCAAAUAUUAAUAAGAGUCAUAAUCAGCGAUGGAUCAGAAGCAACUGGCUGGACCCAAUGGAACACUCUCUACAACCUUACCGAACAAAAUCCUAAGUUAAAUGUUGCUCUUGAGUUAAGUGCCCAGCUUCCUAUGGAAGAAGAUCAGAUCGAACGUUGGUACUCGAUGCCCAUCAAGGCUGUCAUCAUUCCUGCAAACGUGUUCAUAUCCAAUCAAAAGGGCUUUCCUGUUUUGCCCAAAAGACACCAAUCAUUUGUCAAAGCCUUAAUGAAAAAGUUCAAACCAUCCAUCAUCGUAACAGCUUCUGAAUUGGGAUUACAUCAAGCCGGUGGACCAUCAGCAUAUCAAGAGUAUAUUCGGUAUUUGAAUAGAAGCUUACCACCACCAGAUGAUGUCGAGCGAUUUUCAGUAGGGUAUCAAGAUUAUUUGCAAGCACCACUUCAACCGUUAAUGGAUAAUCUUGAGAGUGCGACCUACGAAACCUUUGAAAAGGACCCUAUCAAAUACCAACAAUAUGAGAAGGCAGUCUACCAUGCUUUGCUUGACAGAGUACCAGAAGGAUCUGAUGUAGUAACAGUCAUCAUGGUCGUCGGAGCUGGUCGAGGCCCUUUGGUGAACUGCAGCAUUAGAGCAGCUGAAAAAGCGAAUAGGAAAGUCAGGCUAUAUGCGGUUGAAAAAAACCCAAACGCGCUCGUAACUUUACAGAACAUGAAAGACGAGGUAUGGCAUGAUCUUGUUACCAUUGUGUUCUCUGACAUGCGCAAAUGGGUGGCCCCGGAAAAGUGUGAUAUCCUCGUAAGCGAGCUUUUGGGAUCUUUUGGUGACAAUGAGUUGUCUCCAGAGUGCUUGGAUGGUGCUCAAAAGUUCUUGAAACCUGACGGCAUCUCGAUCCCAUCGUCCUAUACAACGUACAUUGCCCCACUCUCCUCAUCAAAACUUUGCCAUGAGGUUGCUGCUUACAAAGACCUUGAACAUAGUGAAACACCAUACGUGGUCAUGUUUCAACAAGUAUCUCAUAUUGCUGAGCCAAAACCAAUUUGGACCUUCCAUCAUCCAAACAAAGAUGAUUUUGAAGCUGACAGUGACCCUCUUCACAAUAUGCAUAAUGUCCGAUUCCAAUCUACCACCUUCCAAGCAAAAGGAAAUAUCACCAUGCAUGGCAUUGCUGGAUAUUUCGAUUCUGUAUUAUACAAGGAUGUCAUGAUUUCCAUUCACCCCGAGACACAUUCGCCAGGAAUGUUCAGUUGGUUUCCUAUCUUCUUCCCUCUUCAAACUCCUGUCUUUGUACCUGAGGGAGCAACCAUUACCAUUGACUAUUGGAGAUUGACUGACAACAAGAAAGUCUGGUAUGAAUGGCGUGUUGGUCAGAGCUUGAAUGUUGUGGACAAAACCAUCGAGCUUGGCACUACUCCUGUUCAUAACAUUGGAGGGCGUUCCUCUUGGAUUGGGCUGUAGAUAUGAAACCUUUAGGGAGUCUUAGAUAGACCUGAUAAAUUUUUUAUUUUUGUGCAUCAUGCCUACCUGUAUUCGAUAAUACUACUUUAUCAAAGUGGUGGGAGUCAUUGUUUGAACCAUCU